AUGUCACCUGUUCAGAACACCACAUCCUCAUCCAUCAUCUUCCUGCUAACUGGUGUUCCUGGGCUGGAAGCCUUCCACGCCUGGAUCUCCAUUCCCUUCUGCUGUCUCUAUGCAACGGCCCUCUCAGGGAACAGCCUGAUUCUCUUUGCCAUUCUCACUCAGCCCAGCCUUCAUGAGCCCAUGUACUAUUUCCUGUCUAUGCUGUCCACCACGGACCUUGGGCUGUCCCUAUCUACUCUGGCCACCAUGUUGGGCAUCUUCUGGUUCAAUGCCAGGGAGAUUGGCUUCAAUGCCUGCUUGUCCCAGAUGUUCUUUAUUAAACUCUUCACUGUGAUGGAAUCUUCAGUCCUAUUAGCUAUGGCUUUUGAUCGAUUUGUGGCCAUCUCUAACCCCCUUAGGUAUGCCACAAUUCUAACUGACUCCAGAAUUUCACAAAUUGGGGUGGCAAUUGUGAUCAGGGGGACCUUAGUGCUGACACCAAUGGUAGCUCUUCUUAAAAGAUUGUCCUACUGCCGCAGCCGUGUGCUCCACCAUUCCUACUGCUUCCACCCUGAUGUGAUGAAGCUCUCCUGCACAGACACCAGGAUCAACAAUGCGGUUGGAUUGACUGCCAUGAUUUCUACUGUUGGUGUAGACUCGGUCCUCAUCCUCCUGUCCUAUGUGUUGAUCAUCAGGACUGUCCUCAGCAUCGCCUCCUCAGAAGAGAGGAAGAAAUCCUUUAGCACGUGUGUUUCCCACAUUGGGGCCGUGGCUGUGUUCUAUAUUCCACUGAUCAGUCUCUCCUUUGUUCACAGAUUUGGGAAACGAGCCCCACCCUAUGUGCACACCAUGAUUGCCAACACCUACUUGCUAAUCCCUCCUGUCAUGAACCCCAUUAUCUACAGCGUGAAGACCAAGCAGAUACGUAGAGCUGUGAUAAAAGUUCUCUCUUCCAGCAGAAGAAAGAACUAG
Molecule: messenger RNA, 951 nt
Organism: Perognathus longimembris pacificus (Pacific pocket mouse)
Lineage: Eukaryota; Metazoa; Chordata; Mammalia; Rodentia; Heteromyidae
Product: olfactory receptor 51F2-like
Exons: 1
Coding region: 1-951 (316 amino acids)
Biological process (GO): G protein-coupled receptor signaling pathway
Cellular component (GO): membrane
Molecular function (GO): G protein-coupled receptor activity; olfactory receptor activity
Source: RefSeq, a predicted model, not a curated record